Molecule: messenger RNA, 765 nt
Organism: Chenopodium quinoa (quinoa)
Lineage: Eukaryota; Viridiplantae; Streptophyta; Magnoliopsida; Caryophyllales; Amaranthaceae
Product: late embryogenesis abundant protein Lea5-like
Exons: 2
Coding region: 202-483 (93 amino acids)
Biological process (GO): response to stress
Cellular component (GO): mitochondrion
Source: RefSeq, a predicted model, not a curated record
UCACUCCCCUCCCAAAACCCAUCUCCACAAUCAACAGCCUCCUUCAACAGUGAAAUAACAGAGGCCAACACAAAGAGCUUGCAUAUUCUCUUCUUCCGCCGUCGUCGACGGAGGUUUUGCUUGACUAGAACUUCCUUCUACGGCGGCGUUUUUUAUAUUCAAUUCUCGUUUAAAUAAAAUUUUCAAACAACAAAAGUAUCAAUGGCUCGCUCUCUAUUCAACGCUAAGGUGUUUUUAUCCCUUGUCGCUGACAACGUCUCCAUUGCUUCUCAAAGGCGAGGAUACGCUGCGGCAGCACAAGGGGUUUCAGGAGUAGGAGGAAGUGGGAAGAAACCAUCGAAAGAAGAGAUCGGACGGUCAGCUGAGAACUCGUGGGUCCCAGAUCCCGUAACUGGAUACUACAGGCCGGCUAAUCGUGCGGCUGAGAUUGAUGUUGCUGAACUCCGUGAGAUUUUCCUCAAGCAGAAGAUUAGAUCUCAGUAGAUUUUUAAUAUUUGACCCUAAAAAACAGAAAGGAAAAAAACGAUCAAUGAUACCGUUUACGGCUUCUUGUGGGUCCGUCGGUGAGAUUAUCAAAUUGAAGAUUUAAAAAGAAAAAAAAGCGAGAAAUUGUGUGUUUUUGGUAUGCAGUAUGUAUAAUUCAUGACUAUUAUGUCCUCAAUUCUUUGAGUGACUAUGAAGUUAUGAGGUUUGUAUCAUAAAAAAAAUAAAAUUAAUGAGAAUACUUAUGGUUUACAUUUUACAAUUAGAAUUUGGAGAUUUUCA